AUGUCCUCAACGAAUAAAUGCUUGAUAGAUAUUUCACAAACAAGAUAUUCCAAAAAUGAAUCACAAAUGGGUGAUGAUUUAUAUGAUAAAGGAUGGAAAAAUUACAGAACGGACGUUGAUGAUACAGCAUCAAAAAAUUUUCUUAAAAAACAAUCCAUGUCAAAUUUCGAGGAAAGGUCAAAUUACGGAAAAUAUCACCGAGCAAAGGUAGCAGAAAUCGAUAUAGAAUGGAAACGAUUAUUAGAUUAG
Messenger RNA from Funneliformis caledonium, 249 nucleotides. The record is from the annotation of a GenBank genome assembly. NCBI's taxonomy places the organism in Eukaryota, Fungi, Glomeromycota, Glomeromycetes, Glomerales, Glomeraceae.